Molecule: messenger RNA, 1474 nt
Organism: Hypomesus transpacificus
Lineage: Eukaryota; Metazoa; Chordata; Actinopteri; Osmeriformes; Osmeridae
Exons: 3
Coding region: 194-1225 (343 amino acids)
Source: RefSeq, a predicted model, not a curated record
AGAUCUGUCAUUGUAGAACAGUCAGACUUGGUUAUUAGUGUCCUUACAGUGAGGGUCUGUGAGAGUGACUGUAAAAAUAGAUACAUUUAUGGGUAUAUGAUUUUUUGUUUUUUAUUAGUAACUCAGCUUCUGAUAUUAAGUACUGCUUUCGAAUAAUCCUAUAACUAAACAAUUUAUAACUGUAGCCUCAACAAUGAAAUUGCUAGUGUUCCUACUGGGUCUUUUAAUCACCUGUCACACAGCUCCGGUUGAAGAUGAACAUAGGAGAGAAGCUCGGUCUGCAAGUGAGGAAGAAGUAGAGAACCUGCGUCUCAUGUUGACUGAGAUGAAACAGACUUUGGCAAAGGUCAACCAACUUCCUCCUGCCCAACCAGUGGCAUCUCCAAAGGACCCCAGCAUUGUUGUCCACUCCAUCCCAGCAUCUGGCCCUAAACCGGAACAGAACUCUCUCCCUCAGAUCAACCUCUACCUCUCAGCUCCCGUGCAGAGUAGCGUCCCCCAGAAUGAGCCACCGAAGCAGCCACCCAACCAGGAAGUCUUUCUGGCCACACCAGUCACCAUCCAAGGUAUCCCAUUCACUCCAAACACUCUUCCUCAAGGAGGGACGCCCUUUGGCCCUUUCUUGCAGCAUGGCAUGCCUUUGCCAGGUCCACAACAACCCAUGUCCUUCCCUAUGCCCCAACCAGGCAUGGGCUUCCCUAUGCCCCAACAAGGCAUGGGCUUCCCUAUGCCCCAACAAGGCAUGUCCUUCCCUAUGCCCCAACAAGGCAUGUCCUUCCCUAUGCCCCAACAAGGCAUGUCCUUCCCUAUGCCCCAGCCAGGCAUAGGGUACCCUAUGCCCCAGCAGGGCGUGGUGUUUUCUUUUGGCCAACGGGAAUUGCCUCCACCUGGAACCCAGCAAGCAGUACCCCAGUUUCCCCCAGCCUCCAACCCCCAGGGAAUCUCCUACAUAGCCCUGGUCCCGCAGGAUGGUGCGUCCUACGGCAGCCAACCUCAGGGUCAAACCAAGUCUCUGUACAUGCCUUUACCUCCUCAGAUGCCUUCCUUUAAUCCGUAUGGGGGUUUCGGAGGACGGCCUACAUUCGGCAUAUCUCCUCCAAUCAUAUUCCGUGAGAGGAGCCAGGGGUCUAACAUUCAAGUGCCUGCUGGUGUUGAACAGAUUGAGGACAAAGAGCCAGAGCAUGUUGAGCCAGAGCAAGAGGCAGUGAAACAAAUGGCUGUUUAGUGUAGCUCAAGCCCAUAGGCUUUCUACGGAUGCUAGUGUUUCUUUAUAGGAUUAUAGAGAGGUAUAUCUUUUUGGAUAGUGCUUGCAGCUCUUAUGGUUUCCUGUGAUUAAUAUACAUAUCAUGUCUGCUUUUUCUACAAAACAUGUCAGUUUCCUUGAUUGUAUUUGUGUCAUUUGUUUGCAAGGAUUCCUUUUUGGGUCCAAUGGGAUCUGCUUUCCUCCCAUAUAUCGAAAUAAAAAAAAGUCUAA